Suillus plorans is the source of this 815-nucleotide messenger RNA. Its product is annotated as membrane magnesium transporter-domain-containing protein. NCBI's taxonomy places the organism in Eukaryota, Fungi, Basidiomycota, Agaricomycetes, Boletales, Suillaceae. Bases 15 to 383 code for a protein of 122 amino acids. The transcript is spliced from 4 exons. The record is from RefSeq and is a predicted model, not a curated record.
GUCUCGCUUCCGUUAUGAUUGAAAAGUUGUUCCUUACUUUGGCUACGCUCGCGCUUCUUCACGGUAUGAACAUCCUUUCUGAAAUCUCACACUACUCAAGUUGCUCCAUAGCUGCAUAUUCCACGUACGAACAUUUGUCACUUUUGAAGGCUUUGGGAAAGCCCGAAGGAUCAUUACCUCUAGAUAUCGUGUAUGAGAGCAUUCUUGCGCUCAUUCUUGGGCUGCUUGGAGCAUCCUUGAAUGCUCCACCAUUGAAGGAUAUCACUUGGGCAAGUGAAAUGAAGAAACGGACAAUUGACGGAAUGGAUUCACGACUGGGAUUCGCACACUACAAGUCUCGCGGAAAGUUUUUGUUUGCGAGUCCACACGAUGGUAAAAUAUGAAGUGUUGCCGAUAAAUUGUUCAUCAUAUGCAUGCCAAAUGUUGCGCGGGUAUAUAACAUAACACUGCACAACGUUGUAACUAGCCUCAGUCGUCAUCAUCCCCGCCAGAUUUCUUCUUGGUUUUCCGUUUUUCUUUUCGGGCUUUCCUUUGAUCCUCCUUUUCGGCAGCAGCAUCCAUCGCAAGAAAAUCGCGGAUCGAGGGUAAUGCGGAUGACUCUAAUGGUUUGAGACGCAAAGGUUCCUCUUCCUCUUCAUCCACUUGAGGUAUAUGGUUUGAUGAAGGCAACUGAGGUGCAGCGCUCUCAGUGGAUGCUAGUGGUUGUAUUGAUCCUUCGUCAUUGUGUUCGUCUCCAAACCAUCCUUUAGAAUGAGCAGGUUCGAAUGAAGGAUGUAAAUCAUUGAUACGAUGCUUCGAUUCGGUGUUGUCGGCAU